Molecule: messenger RNA, 6701 nt
Organism: Linum trigynum
Lineage: Eukaryota; Viridiplantae; Streptophyta; Magnoliopsida; Malpighiales; Linaceae
Source: the annotation of a GenBank genome assembly
CCCUCUCUUUAACCGCUGCCAUUCCCCUCUUCUCCUCGCCUUCUCUCGGCUAGUCGAGGAGACCGCUCGUAUCGCACUAAAUCGAUCGAGACAUGCAUGGUCUUUUUGAUUCGUUUUAAGUGAUCUUGAGGAUUUUUGGUUUCUGAAUUUUUUUUUUUUGUGGGUUUUGCUUUCGGAUGAGGAGGAGAAGGGAAAAGAAGGAUCCGCUGGCGAUGGAAGGUUGUUUCGUUGGUCAUGGCUUGAUCUAGGUAAGGUUCUGCUUUAUGUGUGGGGUUUUCUUUUGAUGUUCAAUUCUAGAAUUGGGAUUUAGUUUUUUUUUUUUGUUUGGUUUUGUGUGAGGAGAGAAGGAGCAGCGGGCGGCAGGAGGAGGGACAAAGCUUGUCGCCGACGACAAGGAAGAAAGGGUCGGGUGAGUUUUUAUUUAUUUUAUUUCUAAGAUUCGUUUAUAAUGGCCAUGCUCUGAUCUCUACUUCAUUGUUUUUGGCAGGCUUUCGGAUUGGACAGACUUGGGUAAGGAUGUCCUAAACUUGGCUUAAUGUGAUUAUGGAAUUUGAACAGAAAAAAUGAUAAAUUGUGCGUUUGACAUUGAUGCACAUAUCUUAUUUUGGUAAAAAUGAUUGGGUUGAUCGUUGGUUUUGGAAAUAUCUUUUGAUAUGAUAGAUAUUGCUAAAAAGGUUUUUUUUUUUGUAAUGAAGAUUUAAUUAACAUGCUCUAAAUUGUUAGUUUUGGCGAUUGUAAAUCACUACCUCUACCCGUGAUUUUGCUAGAUUAGGGACCAUAAAUCGCUAUACUGCUUGUGAUUUCGCUAGAUUAGAGACUGUAAAUCACUACUUUUGCUUGUGAUUUUGCUAGAUUAUGGAGUUUGAUGUUGGUUUUUGAAAUCUCAAAAUUAUUGUGUAAUGGUGUUUGUUAUUAAUUGUACUUUAACUCCUAUAAAUUGCAGCAACUGAUUGCGAUUUUAAUAGACUACGGUUGAUUUGUGGGUUUUCAAAUAUGAAAUUUAUUGUGUUUGGGCAAUUUUGGUUGGAUCUGGAUCUACAGAGAGCAUGAACUAAACACAGUAGUAUUUACUUUUAUCUUUUGUCUAUGUGUGUUCUAAACAAAAUGCAGGAAUUUGAAUAUGACGUAAAUUAAGAUAGACAAAAUAUAGCUAAUAGAGGUGAUAAAAUAGAUAGCUUGAAUGCAAGUAUAAAGCUUUAUAGAAAUGAAAUUGAAAGCAGAGCGGGUAAAUAUAUCGGCGGAAGUAAAUAAAUAGCUAAACAGAUUGGCAAGUACUCAGCUUGGAAAAUAACUAAAUGAAAGGAGAUUGGCGUAAUUAAAUCAUGUUGAUAGUUAAGUGCUUAAAUAAAGUGAUUCAUAUAGAGAAAAGCUUGAACAAGAUGAGAUCUUAUCAGUAAAAAGGAAAGUGUACAAGCACCAACCUGCGUAGCUCUAAACUGAUCCUCGUCUAACCGAAAGAGUGAAAAGAAGAAAAUAAUUAAGUGUGUCUGCCUAUCGAAAUUUCUCUCCGAAAAAUCCCCCAUGCAACAAGAGCUCAAAAGCUAUAUUUGUAGUAGGAAAAAUGUGCCACGUGUUGGUUUCUAAUUCAAGGUUUUGUUUAUUUGCCUCUACAAGACUGUUGUCAUGCCUUGAAAUGCGUAAUAGGCUAUAUAAGGUGGGCUUAGACGUGUUGGGCCGAGACCGACUGUGGGUUUGUGAGCCGAAUUGGGCUUGCGAUAUGGGGCAUGUUUCAACUAGACUUGGACUUGGGUUUCUUUAGGUUUGGGCCGGAUUCUGCCAUAAAUUGCACCUUAUGGUUGAACUUAACUAGUCCUUUUUUGUAUUGCAGGUUCCUGUUUGGUUUGGGUCACAAGGGAGGAGGAAUGGGUCCAAUUAUUACAAUGUCUGCUUUUAUCUGUGGUCAUUGUAAUUAGUUUUAAUAUUUACUGUAUUUUUGUACAAUGCAGUUGAUAAUAAAGUUUAUGCCUAUUCGAUUUGUCCGGUUUCAUCUUCCAAAUCCAAACUCGAGCACGGAGCAAAAUUUGCACAAUAGUCAUUUCUUCCAUCGAAUUGAGAAUUGAUAUUUAAGAUUUGCCACUGCUAAUCUUAACUAACUGAUACUAUGUUGUCUAAUUAUGUCCUAUAAUCGACUAGGAGCAAAUUUGACCAUUGUUAGUUUAUAUUGACUUGCAACUUCUAGUCUCAACCAAACUAUAUUGAGCUUCCUUUUAAAAUAAAAUAGUAGAUGAUGUUACAAUAAUUAUUAUCAAUAAAACAAUUAUCCCAGACAAAAUGUGGUGUCUACAUUACCCCACAUAUUUUCCUUCUUUUCUUAUAUCAUUGAGGACAAUAAAGCUAAAUUACACUUUAUACAUACAAAAUUAAUUAUAAAAAACAUAAUGAAAUCCAUGAAACAAACAAUAGUGUUUUAAAAAUCAAUAAUGAACACAAAACCCUUAUUUAUAUAUGGUUUUUUCAAAAUCCAAGUUAUGCCAAAAUCUUAAUUCUUCAAAUACACGAAGCAAACCAACCAAAUACGCCACAUGAUAAUUCUUUCUUCCCUUGAGUGAACAACUUUUCAAUUUCACUAGAAAUCUAAUUCUUGAAACAAAUCCGCCAUCCUAGUUGCUUCUUUUAAAUUAUCAAUUAUUAUAUACUUGCUGGCAUGCCACUACAAGAAAAUGAGUCUAUGGCAAGGGUUUGGUAGCAGGGGUUCAUGAAACCCCUGUUUGUGUUUCCUGAAACUCCCGUAGAUGCGGUAUAUUUCAGGGGUUGUGAAACCCUUGCUAGGGGAUUAAGUAAUUAAACCAUCAUUUCAUCUACUGGACAAAAAUAAUCUCAGUCCCAAAUCUAAAGAAACAAAUCCCUAGUCCAGUGCAACUUCCCGCUUCCAUCUUCUAAUGCAUCUUCUUCUCCAUAGCACAAAAAUCCCUAGUCAGCAUGCGAGCUUUGCCGAUAGUGUCUCCGACGAAGCUGAUUCGACGGGUGGUUAACAAGCUCUAGCGUGCGAGCUUUGAUUCGAUGGGCGUUUUACGAACUCCAGCAUGCUAGCUUUGCCGAUAGCGUCUCCGAGGAAGCUGAUUUGAUGGGCGGUUAACGAACUCCAGCAUGCAAGCUUUGCCGAUAGCAUCUCCGACGAAGCUGAUUCGAUGGGCGGUUAAUGAACUCUCUAGUAGCUGUUCGUGAAAUUUGAUAGAGAUUCAAAUCCCCGAUUGAAAUCAAUAGGUUAUUCUCUAUCAGUCUCUCUUAUAUUUUGAUCGAAAACAAUACUUCUUGUUGUGGUAGAUAGAACAUUCUGUCCAUGUAAGAGUAGAAGGUAGAAGUCAGAAGCAGCAGAAGACGAAGGAACAUGGAUUGGCUCUCCGGUGCCUUUUUUACUAUGGCGCUCGACGUAGACGCAACCAACAAAGGGACGAUGCUCUGCUUCUUCGUCUCCUCCCCUUCCAUGCCCAAAUCAAAUAAAAAUUCAUCCCCCCUUAAUUUCACCUAUUACUCGUCUCCCUUAAUGCUUAUCCUUGCUAGUUGUACUCCGAUCCCUUAAAUUCUAGGAUUUUACAUUAUGUUCUGGUCUCUGAUUGCUUUAAUUUGUUUUCUAUAUAUGUAGAUCAGUUGUAGCAAAUCUAUCAGCAGAAACUACUAUAAGCCUGACCAUCUCUAGAAACAAGCCAAUUGGGCAUUGGGUAACAACUUCCCUUCCUCUCUAUCUAUCUAUCUAUCUAUCUAUCUAUCUAUCUAUCUAUCCUAUUGUUGUUAUUAUUAUGCACUUGGAAAUGUGGAGGAACCAACUUGUUUGGGAUAGGUUUUUUCAUACAGUUGAGAAGGCCAAGUACUUCUACAUUGCUGGAUUCUUCCUUACUGUGUCCCCUGACUCCAUCCAGCUUGUUGCUGAAUAUGCAGCCGCAACCAACAAGGUAUAUUGCUGCAUUAUUUCUCUUUCUGUGUUAAGAAACACUAAUUGUUUUGUUUGAUGAUGAAUACAAGUCUUGAAAAUGUUACUGCAGGUGUUCACUAUGAACCUUUAAGCUCCAUUCAUCUGCGAGUUAUUCAAGGAUCCCGCCCUAUCACAAACUCAGCACAAGUUCCAAUUGAAUAUUUAUAGUUAUUAGCAUUUUCUAUUUUCUUAUGCAGAAGUGGCUUCUCUGUUUUCCAAUGCAUAUCGGAUACCGACAUAUUGACUAUAGUCAAGCGUGCGACACCAAGGAGGUAACAUAAUCGAGCUUUAAGGUGUUUGAUAUUUUAUCUCAUAGAGAUACAUGCCUGAACUUAAUGGCGCUCUGGUUUGCUUACUGUUUGUGUGGCCUCUGAUCUCCUAGGUGGGAGCUGUUCUGACUUCUGAAAAAGCUUUUCGAUGAGGUGAAACAUUGUAUGAUAAUGAUUUAUGUAUAAUGACUAAAUUGGCAGAUUGAAGAGAAAAAGGAAGCUGCUGCUGAUUUAUAAUUCAACUACUCCAAGUUGUGAUGUCAUCUCAUGAAGGUAGUGAUCUACCACACUCCCCUUUAGGAACUUCUUGUUUCCAAACAUCUGUUGCUUAAUUGGCUGUAAUAGAUUCAAGAGUGUCUUAGCUUCCGGAUGAGUUAUAGAUUAGGAUUCUGAAUAUGUUUUCCAAACAUCAUUGACUACAUCUGUCUUUUUGCUUUUGUAUUCAAAUGGUAGUAAAUGGCUUGUGGUACGAUUGCUUGUGGACUGUAGUUAAUGAAGCUUUCCAUUUGCUAUGCGGGGUGUGUAUGUUUUUCAGGAGAUAUCAGGAAUGCCAACUUCUUUGAAGAAAGAGCUCUCAGAUCAGAUGGCAAACUCACCUGAUGCGAUGGGUGAAACAUGUCAUGCUUGAUCCAUGUUCAGCAACCUCCUUGAGAAAAAUCGUGGUUUUGUUUCAGUAAAAUAGGUAAAAGAUGGUUGUGCUUCAAAUAUUUCAUUUUCUCUUAAGGUUCAUACAGGGUGUAUAUCCUCUUCUAUACUUUCAUGGUCAUUCAAUCGACAUAGGUUGCAAGCUGUAGGGUAUGAGGACCAACGUACCUACUCUAUCCUAUUCAUUGAUGAGUGACAGGCUGCAGGACACGAGGACCAACUACCUGCUCUACUCUAUUUCAUUGGUGAGCUUUCAACUUCUCUAUUAGCAUGUUUGAGACAAUUUUUUUACUGAAUUAACACUACUAGGACACAAACUAAAUUUCUUUUGGAUAUUUAUUAUUAUAUGAUGAAGAGCAAGAGAGCUAGUCCUGAAUCUAUCUUGCUGACCCACUAUCUCUUUAAUUUGAAGGGACUCCUGAACUCUCAAAUUCUACCAACCAAGCAGAAAGAAACUAUUGUCAAUACUUCAUGAUGUUAGUGGAAUCAUCAAGCCAGGAAGGUUAGUACACCUGACUUGUCUCAAUACAAAUAAUAUAUGAACUAAGGGUUGUCAAUACAGAUACAAAACUGAAAGGGUUAGUGAAACUGGUUUUGUUUAGCCCUUUUUUUAAAAUUACUGUCCUAAUCCUUUACGAACCGGGUUUCCUCAUGCUUAGUAGCAAGUCAUUGAUGGUUGACAGUAGAAAUGCUUCUUCUGCUACUUAAUCGAGCUUGAUUAAUGAAUCUCGACCACAGUAAGCCCCAAACAAUAGAUGCUUUCGGUUUGUAACAAGCAUGUGAGAGUAGUCCAACUUAAUGGCUCUGUAACACAACCUGAUAAUACGUACAGAUUUUUGACUAAACUAUCUACAAGAGAGAAAAUAACAAACAUCAAGCCAAUGUUGAUAUUAGUCUCUACAUGGAGGUGCUAAAGCAAAACAUUAAUCGAAAUAUUACGCCUAGUUGAUUAGUUCAUGCAGCCGUGAACUAACAAGCUGUAGCUCUUGGUGGAAUCUUGCAGGCAAUAGCAGUGGAAGGCUAAGUGAUGGUAAUGAGCAUGUGAGGUCAGCUUCCUUGUUUUUAAACUCUUCUUUUGACAGAGUGUUGUCAGUGGACCUCUUAGUGAGUGUUACAACAUCAUUUGUUUGGGGUCUCAUUUCUACGGACAACAGCUUAUCUUUUCCCCUUUUUUCUUCUCCCCAGACCCACCCUUUCAUCGAGGAAGUUCCAAGACAAAGACAUCAACUUGAAAUUUUAGUAAGUAGCCACUGUUGCAGACCUAAUAACUUUAGUCUUGGAUGAAGUUUACCAACAAGAAACUCUUUGGAAACUUCAUGACUUGCAGGUCACUUGCGGAACACUUGGACUAUUCACUGCCACUGUCAAACUCACUGAUGCUGACGGGGAGGAGCAUCGCCUGCGCUGUAGGAACUGGUCCAAUAGAUUCCGCAUACAAAGCAGUUGAUCUCAUAGUAAAGGAAGGGGCGAUACUGAUGGACUAUGGAGUACUCCAUGAACGCUGCCACAGAAGGGAUCAUUAGAUUAUUUUGAGUAGGCCAUGUAUCUUUGGAUUAUGUUUUGAAUAUUUAUGGUAGUUAGCUUUUUACCAUGUAAACAAUAUGAUGGAAUAUUAAUGGGUAUAGUGUACGGUAUUUGACUACUAUUGAGUAUUAAGUUAUACCAAGAAUGAUAUAUAUAUAUAUAUAAAUUAGCUAGCAACAAGUCUGAGAUUGUGUAUAGUGACCAAAGUAUUGGAAACCAAUCUAUAGCCACCAAUCUGGGUGGUUCUCUUUGGUGACGGUUUUAUGUAGUUCAAUAUGUUAAUAAAUCUCUCUGUAGUGACGAUUAUUUUGGUUGCAAAUUGAUUUAGUGACGAAUAAACCAAAGGUUUUAAC